AUGGGAAACGACGGGGGUACCAUUGCAAAACGACUGGAUUUGUUAGCUUUGCAUUCUCGAAAUGUGGAAUUCCAAAAAGCAGACGAUAACGAAGCUUCGCUCAUCACAACCUGUGCCAUUUCAUCACUUCCUCUCUACUCAGAAAAGGAAGAUAUACCCAUAGUAGGAGACUACAAGGGCAGACUCUACAGAAAAGAAAAGAUACUUGAGUAUAUUCUUUCGUUGAAGCUUGGAGAAGCGGAUCCGGAUAAAUCUGAACAGUACAACUAUAUACGAUCGUUGAAAGACUUGGUCGAUGUCAAAGUUAAAUGGACAAUCAGCAAUGGCACUCCUUAUAUUCAGUGCCCUGUGACGAUGGAACUGAAGCAGGAGAAGAUCUCGUAUGCCUAUCUUCGAACAUGUGGAUGUGUCUUGUCGUUCAAGUUGCUAGAAGAUCUUGCUGUACAUUUUGGUGUAGGAGAUGAACCUAUAAAAAGCGAAUGUCCCAAUUGUGGAGAAGUUUUUCAUUUCAAUUACGAUAUUGUAGUGCUAAAUCCGCUUGCAAAGCAGCAGUACAACGCUUGGAAUGACAAGAAUUAUGUCUAUAUCACUGAGACUCUUAAAAGGAGCCAUGCUAAACAGCUAAAGAAAAAGUCCAAGUCGGACAGUAACGCACCCAAGAAAAGAAGAGCUGAAAAGGAUUCCAUUAAUAAAAAGAGACAAAAGAAGUGA
Molecule: messenger RNA, 711 nt
Organism: Scheffersomyces stipitis CBS 6054
Lineage: Eukaryota; Fungi; Ascomycota; Pichiomycetes; Serinales; Debaryomycetaceae
Exons: 1
Coding region: 1-711 (236 amino acids)
Biological process (GO): site-specific DNA replication termination at RTS1 barrier; mitotic DNA replication termination
Cellular component (GO): nucleus
Source: RefSeq, a predicted model, not a curated record